AGACAGACGCUGAUGAUUAUGCAGAACAACAAACACCAGCAUAGGAUAUGGCAGCCUCUCUAGGACCUGCUCACCAAUUCCUAGCGCCAAAACAUUCCCACAUACAUCAUGCCUUUCUCAACACGGGGAAGCCCGUUUCAAGGCAGAGAUAUGGAGUCAUCACGUGUUGCGGUAGAAAGGCCAGGAGAAGCUUAAGAUUAGAGAAGAACUAUUACGAGCUGCUCGGGGUUUCGGCGGAUUCGAGUUCGCGAGAGGUCAGAGAGGCUUACAGGAAGCUGCAAAAGAAGCAUCAUCCCGAUGUCGCUGGCCAGCAGGGUCAUGAGUAUACUCUGCUGCUGAAUGAGGCUUACAGGGUGCUGAUGAGAGAUGACCUGAGGAGAGACUAUGAUGCCUCCACUGGUCGAGUGGGGACAAGAUUCAGAAGAGGCUGUUCUGAUAUUGGUUAUAGCUCGUGGAAAGGGCCUGUUAGAUCACAUGCUCUGUUUGUAGAUGCAAAUGCCUGCAUAGGGUGCAGAGAAUGCGUGCAUCACGCAAGCAACACUUUCGUCAUGGACGACGAACUCGGGUGUGCUAGAGUGAAAGUCCAGUAUGGGGAUGAUGAGCAAAAGCUGGAGGUGUCGGCAGAGUCAUGCCCGGUGAACUGCAUACACUGGGUGGAGAGGGAAGAACUGGGACUGCUCGAGUUUCUGACGCAACCUCAGCCCAAGGAUGGUUAUGGCGUGUUUGGAGGCGGCUGGGAAAGACCUUCGAAUGUUUUCAUGGCAGCUAAGACCCUCUCCAAGCAACUCAAAGAACAGCCUGCGACCACUACAGCAGCAACUGAAGAAGAAACACCCGCUCAAGCAAAGGCACGGGCAGAUGCGAGUAUGAAGAUUAAAAUGGAGAAGUUCUCGAGAUUCUGGAAACUCGCCGAACUUUUCGGCUUAAACACGUGGAACAAGAAGUGAAUAAGCAGAUCAAGGAUAUCAUUGAGGUCUCUUUAGGAAACUCAAAAAGUUGCCCAGCAAUACAAUAGGUGAGAAAUUUGGCUAAAAGUAAUACCACAGGUGAUAAACAGUGCAAGCAUUCUAUUGCAAGGAGAGGCUUCUCCAGUUCGUAUGUGUACAUUGCUACGUGACUUGUAACAGCAUCACGCAUCAAACUGUCAUAAACAGUGAGUUGUGGUGCUUUCCCGUCUUUAUCCGGUCCGACAGUUGUAGCAAUUUUAUUGCUUGUUGAUACA
Messenger RNA from Rhodamnia argentea, 1222 nucleotides. RefSeq names its product chaperone protein dnaJ C76, chloroplastic-like. The record is from RefSeq and is a predicted model, not a curated record. The transcript is spliced from 6 exons. Bases 48 to 947 code for a protein of 299 amino acids. Lineage: Eukaryota; Viridiplantae; Streptophyta; Magnoliopsida; Myrtales; Myrtaceae.